GCCACACAUAAGUUCUGCUUUUCAAAUAAAAAUAAACAGCAACACCUAUUUUAACGUAACAACAUAUUAAUAUACAUAUUAAAAUGUUAUAUAUAUUGAAGUGAAUAGUAUUUGAAAAUCACACCGUUGGAUCGUUUAGCGUUAGCUAGCCCGGUUACAACAGUUACAACUUCCUGUUUCUACCGGACACAUUUGGCUGCUGUACAUUUCGGAAAUAUACAUUUCAGCAUGGCUUUGGGGCAGCUUAAGUUAGCUACCGAACAAUUUUCGCAACCGUGAACGGAAUUAUUCGAAAUAUACCUCUGCGUCGGGGUGGCUACACGGUAUACUUACUCCGUAGACACAUGUUGGUGAGACAGUGUUGACCGCUACCUUUUUACGUUACGUGGUGACCAAGUGAAGGAGCUCUACGGUCCAGCGUGGCAGAAGACGUUAAACACAGAUUACUUACGUUAACCAAAUAAUACGCAAUAUUUCACCGAAAGUAGCCACAAUGUCAACGGUGAAGUCUAAGACAAAAGACUCGCCAGCGAAAACACAACGACCCACAUCUUCGAAGGGAAACGACACAUCGAAAAAGAAAAGGAAACAGUGGAUGACAGCUAAGUUUUUAACGAUAAAGCCACCACCCAAGAACCAAGUAAAAGUAAAAGCUCCGCAAUCAUUACCUCCAAAAGAUUGCUUACAGUUUUCUGCCAACUGGAAGACAUUGCAAGAGAUGCUGAAGGCCAGUCAACCGGAGAAGAAGCAGCCGCCUGUGGCAUCAAGACCUCCGAAUGGUGCUCUUCAAAAGCUAAAGAAGGGGGCUAAAGAAAAUUCUACAAAAAACAUUUCUAAGAACAAUGUCUGUCCCGAGCAGACAGGCGCUGUGACAAAAGUGAAGCAAAAAUCUGUCCCUAACAAAGUUGUCCCGAAGGACUCUCAGGUGAACUCGAAGGUUCCAGCUGUAAAGGAGACAAAACAGUCUGCUGCUCCAAAAAGGAAAAGAGACAGUGGAAAGUUAAACAGCGAGCAAGCAGCCAAGAAAAAAAAGCCUGUGGUCGAGAAGAAGGAACCAACAGAAGAGGACAUGUGGUUCGAUGAUGUGGACCCUGACGACAUUGAGGCAACAGUGGGAGCAGAGGCAGCAGAGAUCAUGAGGAAGAAGCAGGGCAUUCGGAAGCAUACAGACACAGAGAGUGUCCUGGUCAAGGAGGGAGCGUUUGAGGGCCUCACCAAAGCCGUGGCCAUUGAUUGCGAGAUGGUGGGAGUUGGUCCUGAUGGAGAGGACAGCAUCUUGGCUCGUGUGUCCCUCGUGAACAUCUUUGGGAAAUGCAUCUAUGACAAAUAUGUGAAACCCACAGAAAAGGUAACAGACUACAGGACAGCUGUCAGUGGAAUCCGACCAGAGGACAUCAAAAAGGGGGAGAAUGUACAGCUUGUGCAGAGGGAGGUUUCUGAGAUCCUGCAAGGCAGAAUAGUGGUUGGACAUGCCCUGCACAAUGACCUAAAGAUUUUACUUUUGGAUCAUCCAAAAAAGAAAAUCCGGGACACUCAGAAGUACAAACCUUUUAGGAAGGCUGUUAAGAGUGGCCGACCCGCUCUGAAAGUCCUCUGUAGAGAGAUACUCAACGUUAAGGUCCAACAGGGUGAACAUUCAUCUGUCCAAGAUGCACAGGCCACCAUGAGGCUCUACACAAUGGUGAGAAAACAGUGGGAAGCAGAGAUUAAAGCCAGUCAUAACAACAAAGACUCAGCUGUGAAGAGGACAAGGAAGCCAAAGUUCACCAAGGCCAAGAAUUUCAUGGGAUUAUGAUGAAUUAAAAAUCAAUAUGCAAAAGGACAGACCAUAUCUGGAGCAUCCUUGACUGGAACAAUGAGAGUUGUCAAGAUGUCCAUAAAAUGUGAUUCUAACCCCCUCAGACAGACAGGUCUUGAGAAACUUGCACAAAGCCAGGUGUGUUCUGCCUGAGCAUCCAAGGCUGGGACUCUCACAGGGACUCGAACACCCGAGAGAUCAUGGAGCUUUUAUUUCCUUUUCCUUUCUUUAAUUAAGACAUUGUUUCCCAAACUUGUUAUUUCUAGCAGUCAGAGGCAGAUGUUUAAAUCAUCCAUUUUUAACUUCUGAAUGCUCAUAAAAACUCGAUCAUUUGUCCACGAGCACAACAUCUUUUAUUUUUGCAUAAUGGUUCAAGUGUUAUAUACAUUUUUUGUUUAGGUAAUUGUUCUCUCAUGACUUGGUUUGUAGUGACUUGUUGCCUUGUAUGUUUUAAAAAGUAUGAAUAAAACGAGAUAAAUGAUUUCAAUGUAGCUAUUAUGCCAUUAUUGUUAAUACAAUCCCUCACCAGUGAUACCGUUUUUUUGUCAGUGACAGAAAUGAACCCAUCUGGGUCCAGUGUUGCCUGAAACUGAUCUCUAAGAAGCAGAGGGUUGAAUAUACAUAAAUGUGCUCCAUGGAUUUUUAGACUCGCAUUGGCAUAAUCUGCUGCUCUCGUAUGACCUAAUGACCAUUCUCAAGAUGUUUGGAAAUAUGGUGACAAGUGUGUCUUGUAGCUUGGUGACAUGUUGCUCAUAGAAUUUAAACUGCAAAGUAAAUUUGAUUUUUUACAGCUUCAUUGACAGCCAGAGUUUGUCCAAAGUUAGACCACCACAGCUUUUCUGUUCACACACAUGUUCUCUGUUCUCACAAAUCACUUCUAGAUGAGUUCUCAGAUGACCCAUGAAGCAUAAAUGCUGUCUUUGUA
Messenger RNA from Cyclopterus lumpus (lumpfish), 2723 nucleotides. RefSeq names its product REX4 homolog, 3'-5' exonuclease (gene rexo4). Gene Ontology annotation, cellular component: nucleus. Bases 494 to 1795 code for a protein of 433 amino acids. Gene Ontology annotation, biological process: rRNA processing; DNA catabolic process. The record is from RefSeq and is a predicted model, not a curated record. The transcript has 8 exons. NCBI's taxonomy places the organism in Eukaryota, Metazoa, Chordata, Actinopteri, Perciformes, Cyclopteridae. Gene Ontology annotation, molecular function: 3'-5' exonuclease activity; nucleic acid binding.